AUGAUUCAGAAUAUUGAGAAGACAGCUCUGCUCUCUGAGCAUGUCAAUCUGCUUACUGCUGAAGUGAAACCUGAGACAGCAGAUCAGAAAAUGCAGGAUUUUAAGACACAGAUUGACCUGGCUGAGAGAGAGCAGCAGAAACUCUUCUCUGAGAAGACAGUAGAGAGAGAUUUUAAGAUGAUUAUCAUCUCAGAUGAGAAGAAGAAGAAGAAGAAGAAGAAUGAGAAGUGA
Messenger RNA from Blastomyces dermatitidis ER-3, 231 nucleotides. RefSeq lists its product as uncharacterized. Bases 1 to 231 code for a protein of 76 amino acids. The transcript has a single exon. The record is from RefSeq and is a predicted model, not a curated record. Lineage: Eukaryota; Fungi; Ascomycota; Eurotiomycetes; Onygenales; Ajellomycetaceae.